ACCAAUAAGAUCCUGCCCCGAGUGCCAUCAUGCACAGCCCCAGGAAACAGCCGCAAACAGCGCGCAGGAGGCGACAGAUCAGACACCUCACCUGCGUGCCUCACCAUCAAUAACCUCCUCAUCCUCCUCAGGUGGUCCACAGGGGCGGCGCCGCUGGUUCGGCCGAGGGAUCCAGCGCAGGCAGCGUCUGGUUGCCGGGCGAAACGCUCUCCCAGCUGCGGCGGCAGGUUGCGUGGAUCAGGAAAUUAGGGCAGCCGGUUGGGAUUGGAGGCGCUCGCGAGCCAACCAGAGGCCGCCCAGGAGUCCGUGAGUCACCGGCGCGCAAGGAGAGCGGAGCGGGGAGGCUGGUUAUAAGAGCGGCGUUGAGCUGCCCUCCCCUUUGUGUACGUUCUUCUUCGGCUCUUCCUUCACCGGCACCACCGGUGUGUGCGUGCGCGGGUGCACGCGCGUCGCCUUGCCCGAAACCGCCUGGAUUUCUGCUUCUACAACCCCCCCCCCCCACCCGCGCCUGCAACCUUCCCUCUCCCCCCCCCCCACCCGCGCCGCGCGCGCUUUUGCCUCGGACUGGAAUUGCCUCCUCGCAUCGCCGCUGCAUUGUCUGCUUCUGGCCGCCCUACCUGGAGCCUUCCCCCCCUCCCGCGGAGGCUCUUUAAAUUUCUCAGAAAGGGGAGGGCAGCGAGGAAAGAGUCCCCCCUCCCCGCCUGCGCGUCCGCCUUCUGCCCCGAACUUAUACAGUGAGGAGGCGCCGCGGGCGCUUGCACGAUGGACACGUUCUGGCGGCGGGGACUGAGGCCGGGGCUGCUGCUGCUGUUGGCGCUGGGUUGCCUGCGAGGAGCGCGUGGUACAAGGGUAACAUGUGAUGAAUCACAAUUUCAAUGUCACAAUGGCCGCUGCAUAACUCUGGUGUGGCGAUGUGAUGGGGAUGAAGAUUGCUCUGAUGGCAGUGAUGAACUAGCAUGCGUGAAGAAGACAUGUUCUGCAACAGAUUUUGUUUGCCAGAAUGGGCAGUGUAUACCAAACAGGUGGCAGUGUGAUGGAGAUCCUGACUGUGAAGAUGGCUCUGAUGAAGGAUCUGAGAUUUGCUAUAAAAGAAAAUGUACGAUAGGUGAAAUCAGCUGUGGUCCUCUAUCAACUCAAUGCAUUCCUGUAUCCUGGAAAUGUGAUGGAGAAAAUGACUGUGGUGAUGGUACCGAUGAAGAAGGCUGUGCCAACAUAACAUGUAACCCUGAAGAAUUCACAUGUGCUAAUGGGCAGUGCAUCUCAAAAUACUUUGCCUGUAAUGGGCAGGAGGACUGCAGUGAUGGGACCGAUGAGGAGGGCUGCGCCACUUCUACCUGUGGAUCAGGGGACUUCCAGUGCACAAGCGAAAGCGACAUCUGCAUCCCAAUUAACUGGGUGUGCGAUGGGGAAGCCGACUGCACUGACAGGUCAGAUGAAUCUCCGGAACAGUGUGGCCAUCAGCCUAUCCAAACGGCGAAGUGUGGGGACAGUGAAAUGCUUUGCGAUUCGGGGGAUGAGUGUUUUCACAAGAAAUGGCGCUGUGAUGGCGAUACGGACUGUAAGGAUGGAAGCGAUGAAAUCAAUUGCCCUUCUCGGACCUGCAGACCUGACCAAUUCAGAUGUGAGGAUGGCAACUGUAUUCAUGGAACCAGACAGUGUAAUGGUGUACGAGAUUGUAUAGAUGGGACUGAUGAAGUGAACUGUCAUGCUGUUAAUCAGUGCACUGGACCUGGAAAAUUCUUGUGUAGUAGUGGUGAGUGCAUAGAUUUCAACAAAGUGUGCAACCAGAAACAGGACUGCAGGGACUGGAGUGAUGAGCCUCUCAACGAAUGCCAUGUAAAUGAAUGUUUGUUGAACAAUGGAGGCUGCUCUCACAUCUGCAGAGAUCUGGUUUUAAGUUACGAAUGUGAUUGUCCAGCUGGCUUUGAGUUGAUAGACAGAAAAACAUGUGGAGACAUUGAUGAAUGCCAGAAUCCAGGUAUCUGCAGUCAGAUUUGCGUCAAUACCAAACUGGGCUAUAAAUGUGAAUGUAGUCGGGGCUACCGAAUGGAUCCACAAACAGGAGUAUGCAAAGCAAUUGGAGGAGAACCAAGCCUGCUUUUUACAAAUCGUUGGAACAUCAGGCAGUUUGCUCUCGAAAGACAGGACUACACCCAGCUCAUAGGAGACCUAAGAAAUGUGGUUGCUCUGGAUGCCGACAUGGCUGACCACAAAAUCUUUUGGGCUGACGUUGGACCAAAUGCAAUCCUCAGUGCCUCAAUUACUUCUAGUAACAAACCAGUGCGACAUCGCCGGAUUGUAGACAAUGUACUAAGUCCUGGAGGAAUCGCUGUUGAUUGGAUUUAUAAGAACAUCUAUUGGACCGAUUCCUCCCUAAAGUCCGUUUUGGUGGCCAGCCUUGAUGGCAUUAAAAGGAAAGUCUUAUUUAACACUGACUUAAGGGAGCCAGCGUGUGUGGCUGUCGAUCCACUUUCUGGCUUCAUGUAUUGGUCUGAUUGGGGUGAACCAGCCAAAAUUGAGAAAGCAGGGAUGAAUGGACUUGACAGGCAGCAACUUGUGACAACAGAUAUUGAAAGGCCCAAUGGGAUUGCACUAGAUCGCGUAAAAAAUCGCGUUUACUGGGUUGACUCCAAACUGCAUAAACUUUCCAGCGUGGAUAUGAAUGGGCAAGACCGCAGGAUUAUAUUUGCAUCCCAUGAAUUUCUUGCUCAUCCUCUUAGUUUGACAAUAUUUGAGGACACGGUUUACUGGACAGACUGGGAAAACGAAGCCGUCUACAGCGCCAACAAAUUUACAGGAUCUGAGCUGCAAACAGUAGUAAACAAUCUCUAUGAUGCUCGAGACAUCAUUGUAUAUCAUGAACUUGUUCAGCAGUCAGGGAAAAACUGGUGCGAAGAUGAGAACAUGACAAAUGGAGGCUGUGAAUACCUUUGCCUGCCUGCACCCCAGAUAAACAGUCGUUCCCCAAAGUAUACUUGCAUGUGUCCCGAUGGAGAUGCCCUGCAAGACAAUGGCUUGAAAUGCAAAGGUACAGGAACUGCUGUGGCUUUCACUGAGACAAAAGAGAGCAGCAGAACAGACAAACCACCUGGACCACUUUCUGGAGGUCAAAAUCAGAGCAGUCCAGUAUCAGAAGAACUGGCUUCCUCCAGAAGUACGUCAGCAGCAUGGGCUAUUCUUCCUAUCUUACUGUUAGUAACAGCAGCAGCAGGAGGCUACUUCAUGUGGCGCAACUGGCAACAGAAGAAUAUGAAAAGCAUGAACUUUGACAACCCAGUGUAUCUGAAAACCACAGAGGAAGAUAUCUCUAUAGAUAUUGGAAGACACAGCAGCACAGUUGGGCACACGUAUCCAGCAAUAUCAGUUGUAAGCACAGAGGAUGAUUUAUCAUGAAUCUAGUCUACACUUGCAUUCUACACUUUUGCAUGGUAGCCAGAGAGUGGCUGAAGAGAUCCUUGAUGAAUGAAGGCACAGGUGGAACAAGUUCACAAAAAACAAACAAACACCACUUUCAUACAAAGUUAUAAAGAUCUGUGUUCACUAUCAACUUUCAAUGGUUCUUACUUACCUGUAACCCUUGAAUAAACUUAAGUAUUCCCACCACUGGCUAUGUAUAAAGCACCUUCCGAGAAGCCAUAUUAUAGUAAGUGCUUCAGAAGUACUAGCUGUAAAUAAUUGUACAGGCCCAAUUGUAAAUCAUCCGGGGAGGAGAUAGUUUAUUAAGCACCUUGGAAUAACAUUUCAAUGUAAAUUAUUGUAUAAUUUUUUUCAAUGUUUGGAAAAUGGCAAUAGGAUAAAACGGGUUACUCAAGAUUAAUUGCCAAAAAUUUGUAAACUAACUUUUGUAUGAAUUGUGAAUUUGUCCUCCCUGAACCACCUACAGGGGUGUGCAGAGGACAACUGCUCUGUAUCAGAUAUCACUGUAAAUUUCAACACUGAAAUGAAAGA
Molecule: messenger RNA, 3948 nt
Organism: Thamnophis elegans (Western terrestrial garter snake)
Lineage: Eukaryota; Metazoa; Chordata; Lepidosauria; Squamata; Natricidae
Gene: VLDLR
Product: very low density lipoprotein receptor
Exons: 19
Coding region: 763-3393 (876 amino acids)
Molecular function (GO): protein binding; calcium ion binding
Source: RefSeq, a predicted model, not a curated record